Messenger RNA from Carlito syrichta (Philippine tarsier), 1235 nucleotides. RefSeq names its product indoleamine 2,3-dioxygenase 2 (gene IDO2). The transcript is spliced from 10 exons. The coding region runs from base 13 to 1233 and encodes 406 amino acids. Gene Ontology annotation, biological process: 'de novo' NAD+ biosynthetic process from L-tryptophan. NCBI's taxonomy places the organism in Eukaryota, Metazoa, Chordata, Mammalia, Primates, Tarsiidae. Gene Ontology annotation, molecular function: L-tryptophan 2,3-dioxygenase activity; metal ion binding; heme binding. Gene Ontology annotation, cellular component: cytoplasm. The record is from RefSeq and is a predicted model, not a curated record.
UCAAACAAAAUAAUGGAACCUCAAAGACAGAAUGUGAAGAUGAUGCCGUUGUCUUUAGAAAGUUAUCACAUUUCUGAAGAGUAUGGCUUUCUUCUUCCAAAUCCUCUGAAAGAACUUCCAGAUCAUUACAGGCCUUGGAUGGAAAUUGCCAACAGACUUCCUCAGUUGAUUGAGACUCACCAGCUUAGAGCUCAUGUGAACAAGAUGCCCCUUCUGAACUGCCAAAUCCUGAAGGGUUACCGGGAGCAGCGCCUGGCCCAUCUGGUCCUGAGCUGUAUUUCCAUGGGAUAUGUCUGGCAGGAGGGAGAGAUGCAGCCCGAAAAGGUUCUGCCAAGAAAUCUUGCCAUUCCAUUUGUCGAAGUCUCCAGGAACUUGGGACUCCCUCCUAUCCUGGUCCACUCAGACCUGGUGCUGACAAACUGGACCAAGAGGGACCCAUAUGGACCUCUGGAAAUUGGGAACUUGGAGAUCAUCAUCGCCUUUCCUGGGGGAGACAGCCUGCGUGGUUUUAUACUGGUGACCGCUUUGGUGGAGAAAGCGGCAGUGCCUGGAAUUAAGGCACUCGUCCAGGGAGUGAAUGCCAUUUCACAGCCCAGCCAGGACACCCUGCUCCAAGCCCUGCAGCAACUGAGGCUCUCUAUUCAGGACAUCACCAGAACUUUGGGACACAUGCACGAUUAUGUAGAUCCAGACAUAUUUUAUGCAGUCAUCCGGAUCUUUCUCUCUGGAUGGAAAGAUAAUCCAGCAAUGCCUGUGGGGCUGAUAUAUGAAGGAGUCUCCAAAGAACCUCUAAAAUACUCUGGAGGGAGUGCAGCUCAGAGCACAGUGCUUCAUGCCUUCGAUGAGUUCUUAGGCAUUCAUCAUAGCAAGGAAAGUGCUGACUUUCUGUACAGAAUGAGGGACUACAUGCCUCCUUCCCACAAAGCCUUCAUUGAAGAAAUCCGUGCCACUCCUUCACUGAGGAACCACGUUCUGUCCUCUGGACAUGGCCGCCUUCUGACAGCCUACAACCAGUGUCUGGAGGCCCUGGCAGAGCUGCGUAGCUAUCACAUCACCGUGGUGACCAAAUACCUCAUCACAGCUGCGGCCAAGGCCAAGAGCGGGAAGCUGAACCACCUUCCAGGGCCACCACAGGCUUUAGAAGACAGGGGCACAGGUGGAACUGCAGUGAUGAGCUUCCUAAAGAAUGUCAGGGAUCAGACCUUAGCAUCCAUCCUCCAUGCAAGUGGUUAGGA